AUGUUUCGCUUAUUGCUUUGCUAUUUUUCGAUUUUAAAUAUUCUUGAUGCUCGUGAAUCACUUCUAAACGAAAUCUUGCCAUUAUCUGAAGCCCUUCGACCGCCGCAUUAUAUAGGACCCGUGUUAAAAAAUGCUACCGGUUUUAACGCAAUUCUCAUCUCAAAAACGAUGUCACAAACAACGCUUCUAACACUUUGCGAUUUGCUUAGACAACAAAGAGGACUUCCACAGAAGAAUCUUGAAGUUGGAAAAGAUAAAAACCUUUGUAUGAAGCAAAUUGGUAUCAUCAAGUCCCCAUCAAAAAAUCUCAAAUGGAUAAUCAACGGAAAUAGUCCAGCGUUGAUCGUCGUUCGAGGAUCCGAU
Molecule: messenger RNA, 363 nt
Organism: Mesorhabditis belari
Lineage: Eukaryota; Metazoa; Nematoda; Chromadorea; Rhabditida; Rhabditidae
Source: the annotation of a GenBank genome assembly